Oikopleura dioica is the source of this 462-nucleotide messenger RNA. NCBI's taxonomy places the organism in Eukaryota, Metazoa, Chordata, Appendicularia, Copelata, Oikopleuridae. The record is from the annotation of a GenBank genome assembly.
AUGAGCAUGAAUUGGCAAUUUAAAGCGGACCAUCCUCUCGAGCAACGAAUGGCCGAGAGCAGCAAGAUCCGCUCCAAGUACCCCGACAGAAUCCCCGUCAUCGUCCAGAAAGUCGAAACCUCCAACAUCGAGCGCAUCGACAAGCGAAAAUACCUCGUUCCCUCCGACAUCACCGCCGCCCAGUUCAUGUGGAUCAUCCGAAAGCGCAUCAAUCUCGAUGCCGAGCGGGCGAUCUUUCUGUUCGUUGACAAGAUGGUGCCGCAGUCAAGGUUCGUUCAGUCUUCCGUUGAGCAAUGUGACUCAGAUUCGGACUCGCAGAACUCGGAUUCUUGCGAGUCUCAAUCGGGAAAAGUGCGCGUCGCAUUUACCUGGACCAUGGGCGAGCUCUACCAGCAACACAAGGAUGAAGAUGGCUUUCUGUACGUAGCCUAUUCCGGUGAAAACACCUUCGGCAGCUGUUAG